GCCACCAAGCAAGCAACAUGUACAAACAGGUGAUCGUGAUCGUCGUCCUGGCCGUGGUGGCCGCCUGCAUGGCCGCCCCCGGACCCAAGCCGGCCCCCGGCCUGCUGGCCAGCUACGUGGCCGCCGCCCCCGCCGCCUACACCGCCCCCGCCUUCGCCGCCCCCGUCGCCUACACCGCUGCCGCAGCUCCCGUGGCCUACGCCGCCCCCUACUCUGCUGCCUACGUCGCUCCAUAUCAUGCUGCCUACAGCGCAGCCAUCCUGGGAUGAACUUGGCGGCCUAUCAAAGACGGCAGCGUUAACGGCAUAUAUUGCGAUACUCAAUGAAAUAAAUUCCUUAUGAUGUUA
This is a messenger RNA of Schistocerca nitens (vagrant locust), 347 nucleotides long. RefSeq names its product cuticle protein 18.6-like. The transcript is spliced from 2 exons. NCBI's taxonomy places the organism in Eukaryota, Metazoa, Arthropoda, Insecta, Orthoptera, Acrididae. The record is from RefSeq and is a predicted model, not a curated record. Bases 18 to 269 code for a protein of 83 amino acids.